AUGAAACUAAUCGAAGAAAUGUUUGAUCGGAUUACUGGUUCUGAAAAGCCAUAUUUCAAAGCUUUCUACAAAAGAAUUUAUGCUUAUUUAAAACUGUAUUUGUCAUCGAUGGCUAUUUGCCUAGUCGUAGAAAUGGCAUUUUGCCGAGUCAUGGCUCUCUACACUACACACAGUGAUAAGUGGAACGGCCGAAAGUAUUCUCUUGUUAUUUCUUCAGUACUUUGGAUUACUGUAGGACUUCUAUGUAGUGCAAUUAUUCCAAUGUAUUCCGUUACAAAAUUAAUCAAAGCAAUAUUCGAACGAGUCAAUGGUUAUGAGAAAACUUAUGUCGAAGCAGUCUACAACAGAAUCGAAAACUAUGUCGAGGUGUAUUUAACGGCUAUGAGUGAUUUUCUGGUGGUCGAAAUGGCUUUUUGUCGAGUGAUGGCUUUGUACACCAGAGAUUGUGAUAAGUGGCGUGGCCGGAAGUAUACUCUCGUCAUCUCUACGAUUCUUUGGAUUUUCGUUGGAAUAACUUGUGGUCCGAUUAUACCAAUGACAGUUCUGAUUCCAUGUUGUUUGAAUCUCAUAUUCUUCAUUAUGAUCUUGUGGCAAUUGAAGAAGUUUGAAGCUCAUCGCAGGAAAACAAUAAAGUCAAUGAAAUCGUCAAUUGAUAACUCUUCCCGGAUGUUACAAGCUAUUCUGAUUAUGUUUUUGUUCGUGAAAACCCCUCAAGCUCUACUUCUCAUCUUUAAUUCUUUGUUCAUGAUUGACUAUUACAUAUUGAUUGCUCCGAUAACAACACAGUUCGUGGAGGUUCUUGAUGUGGCAAAUUCAUCCACAUCUUUCAUUUUUUACUGUACAAUGUCUUCUCAUUUUCGAGAAGUUUUUGUGAGACUAUUUGUUCCAGAAAUUGUUCAACGCAGGAUGAAAUCAACUGAAACAAUGAUGCAUGUUACAGUGGUAGCUUCUACAAAAAAUCUACGGGUUGCCUGGCAAUAA
Molecule: messenger RNA, 981 nt
Organism: Caenorhabditis remanei
Lineage: Eukaryota; Metazoa; Nematoda; Chromadorea; Rhabditida; Rhabditidae
Exons: 7
Coding region: 1-981 (326 amino acids)
Cellular component (GO): membrane
Molecular function (GO): G protein-coupled peptide receptor activity
Source: RefSeq, a predicted model, not a curated record